AUGGCAUCUUCCAGCGCAUUUUCGGUGCUCAUUCUGUGCGCUUUGUUGGCUCGCAUUGGGUACGUCGUGUUCCCAUCCUUCGUGGUGCCUUCCACAACCCGUCGUGAGCUCGUCUCCAGUGCAGCCAUUACCACGAUGGGUGGCUUCACGUCUGCGGCGAAAGCAGCCUCCUCGAUCAACGGGGUUCAGGUGAAACUCUAUUCCGACGAUGUUUGCGACAGCAAACGUAUCUUCGAGAACGUUACUGCUGCCGCAAUUCCCUUAGAUUCUUGUGAGAAGGACAAGAGCGGCGUGGCCGUGUACUACCAGUGCACGGGAAGUAACAAGCUCCACAUCCGGGUCUAUUUUCGUGGCAGUUGUGCGGAAAAUCCACCGACCAUUGAGGCAGAUCCGAUCAAUGGAAAAUGUGUGCCCCUGCCUGGAUUUGGGAGUGGCUUUUGGACAUGGGAGGGUGGAUGCUGA
Molecule: messenger RNA, 462 nt
Organism: Cladocopium goreaui
Lineage: Eukaryota; Dinophyceae; Suessiales; Symbiodiniaceae
Source: the annotation of a GenBank genome assembly